AUGUUAUUAAUAUUUGGUAUAUUAUUACUUGGUGUGACAGCUCAAGGACAAACAACAGGGUAUGUUUCUCAAGGAAUACAACGAGUAGGAAAAGGGAUUAGUUUAUUAGAAGAAAAGAUGAAAGCAUUAGAAGAGACAGAAAGAAAUCUUAUGAUUGAACUUGAUAAUGACAACCAAGAUAUGAUUCAUAUUGGAUUAAGAAAAGAUAGACAGUUGGCUCGCCAAAAGAUUAGAGAAGAAAAAAGAGCAUUAAGAAAAAUUGCUAGAACUAAAAGAAUGGUAUUAGCUAAAAUGUAUAAAAUUUUAAGAGUUCUUGCACCUGUAGAACAAGGAAGAUUAGUAAGACAAUUAAAUUUGAUGAAUAGACUUCAUGUUAAUCACUUAAUGCUUUUAGGUGCUGAUGAAGCUCAAGCAGUGUUUAACUAUGGAUUUGUUGCACAACCACAAGUUGAUCAAUUUAGACAUGAAGGAAUGAUUAUGCAAGGAAACGACAUGGGGGAUUAUCUUAUGAAAGACAAAGAAACAGAUGAAGUUGAAAAACAAAAGAAAAAGAUGGAAGAAGUUGAACAACAAUUACGAGUUAUGGAACAAAAAUAUUCUACUAAUCCAUAUUUAAAGAAUUCAUUAAAACAAAGAAGUGCAGAAGUAUACAAUAAGUUAAUGGAUGAAAUGGUUGUUAAGAUUGAAAAAGCAAUUUCAAAGAGAGGAAAGGAAUCAUAUAUCUUAGCACGUAAGAUUGACGACCAAAUUGAACAAAUGGAAAUGAAGAUGGAAUUAAUGACACCAGAAAAAAGACUUGAAACAGUUAAAAAAAUUAAUAUUAUGAAAAAACAAAGAAAGAAUUUAGAUGGUAAUGUUGAAGAUUAUAGAAGUAGAUUAAUGAAAAUGAUGAAUAAAUUAAAACAAAGUUCAUUAGUAAUGAAAAAAGCAGCAAAGAAAGCUAAUAAAAUGAACAAUUAUAUUAAUAAAAAACAUUUAAGUAAAGAAACAGUUGUUAAACAUGGAACAGCUGCUGUGUUAGAUAUUUUAGAAAAGAAAGCAGGAAUUGUUAUUGAUACUAAUAAAAAACAAAAAGGGAAUACAAUGAAAUUAAUGAGUAUUAAUCGUACAGCUCCAAAGACUGUUAUUAAGAAAGAAGUAAAAAAAGGAUUAAAGAGUAAACAAGAAAGUGCAGAAGAAAUAAUUAAAAAAACAGCAAUAAAGGAAUUAAAAAAAAUUGAACAAGAAGAAAAAAAAAAUAAACAAAAAAAACAAACAACAACCAAAAAGAAUAUUCUUUUAAACAAAGAAAUAAAACCAUCUGUAAUUCAGUCUAAAAAGAGUCUUCAAAAACAAAAGAAAUUAAUAAAAAAGUUAAGUGCAAUGGAAGGGUUAUUAAAAGAAAUGGCAGCAAGUAAAGAAAUGGUAGAAGAAGAAAUUCAUUCUGCAUUAGAAAUUUAA
This is a messenger RNA of Entamoeba dispar SAW760, 1440 nucleotides long. RefSeq lists its product as uncharacterized. The record is from RefSeq and is a predicted model, not a curated record. The coding region runs from base 1 to 1440 and encodes 479 amino acids. The transcript has a single exon. Lineage: Eukaryota; Evosea; Mastigamoebida; Endamoebidae.